AUGGGAAGACCUCCAUCCCCAACAACACCCCCGACCUCCACCCCCAACAACCCCCCGAUCUUCACCCCAAACAACCCCCGACCUCCAACCCCAACAACACCCCGACCUCCACCCCAAACAACCCCCCGACCUCCACUCCCAACAUCACCCCGACCUCCAUUCCCAACAACCCCCCGACCUCCACUCCCAACAACACCCGACCUCCACCCCCAACAACCCUCCGACCUCCAACACCAACAACCCUCCGACCUCCACCUCCAAACAACACCCGACCUCCACCCCAACAACACCCGACCUCCACCUCAAACAACCCCCCGACCUCCACCUCCAACAAUCCCCCGACCUCCGCCCCAAACAACCCCCCGACCUCCACCCCCAACAACCCUCCGACUUCAACUCCUAACAACCCCCCCCCCGACCUCCGCCCCCAAUAACCCCCGACCUUCACCCCCAACAACACCCCGAAAUCCACCCCAACAACCCCCGACCUCCAUCUCCAACAAUUCCCGACCUCAACUCCCAACAACCCCCCGACCUCCACCCCAAACAACCCCCCGACCUCCAUUCCCAACAUCACCCCGACCUCCACCCCCAACAACCCUCCGACCUCCACCCCCCAACAACCCUCCGACCUCGACCUCCACCCCAACAACCCCCCGACCUCCAUUCCCAACAUCACCCCGACCUCCACCCCCAACAACCCCCCGACCUCCAUUCCCAACAUCACCCCGACCUCCACCCCCAACAACCCUCCGACCUCCACCUCCAAACAACACCCGACCUCCACCCCCCGACCUCCACCCCAACAACCCCCGACCUCCACCCCCAACAAUACCCCGACCUCCACCCCCAACAACACCCCCUACCUUCACCCCAACAACCCCCCGAUCUCCACUCCCAACAACCCCCGACCUCCACCCCAACAAUCCCCCGACCUCCACUCCCAACAACCCCUCGACCUCCACCCCAACAACCCCCCGACCUCCAUUCCCAACAAUCCCCCGACCUCCACCCCGAACAACCCCCAACCUCCACCCCCACAACCCCCCCGCCUCCACCCCAAACAACCUUCGACCUUCACCCCCAACAACCCCCCCCCCCCCCGACCUCCACCCCCAAUAA
Molecule: messenger RNA, 1122 nt
Organism: Ylistrum balloti
Lineage: Eukaryota; Metazoa; Mollusca; Bivalvia; Pectinida; Pectinidae
Exons: 2
Coding region: 1-1122 (373 amino acids)
Source: RefSeq, a predicted model, not a curated record